This is a messenger RNA of Trichechus manatus latirostris (Florida manatee), 2087 nucleotides long. It is a transcript of the gene BLCAP, whose product is annotated as BLCAP apoptosis inducing factor. The coding region runs from base 317 to 580 and encodes 87 amino acids. The record is from RefSeq and is a predicted model, not a curated record. The transcript is spliced from 2 exons. NCBI's taxonomy places the organism in Eukaryota, Metazoa, Chordata, Mammalia, Sirenia, Trichechidae.
GGAAGGGUCCUCGGCCGGCUCAACUAGAAGACGAAGGGGGCGUCUCCUCGUCUUCCUGCGGCGUCGGUGGCGAGCUGAGGUGGAGGUUGGCUGCGGCAGCGACGGCGACAGUGGCGGUGGCGCCUUGGCAGGGCUCGCAGGAUCCCUGCUGCCUUGGUGAUCCCGGGCUGACAGCCAGAGUGCACAGCGGCUCAGCUCCUGGAGAGUGAGGGUUGAAGAAAGCGGAGGGCAGCCGUCUGCGCCCGCUGGCUCCCAUUAGAUCGGUUCCUGCAGCGGUGCCCGGUGGCCUUGGCGAAGGCCCUGCCCAGCAGAGAUCAUGUAUUGCCUCCAGUGGCUGCUGCCCGUCCUCCUCAUCCCCAAGCCUCUCAAUCCCGCCCUGUGGUUCAGCCACUCCAUGUUCAUGGGCUUCUACCUGCUCAGCUUCCUCCUGGAGCGGAAGCCUUGCACUAUUUGUGCCUUGGUUUUCCUGGCAGCCCUGUUCCUCAUCUGCUAUAGCUGCUGGGGAAACUGUUUCCUGUACCACUGCUCUGAUUCCCCGCUUCCAGAAUUGGCGCACGACCCUGGUGUUGUGGGCACCUAAUGGCCUGCCACUUAGCUUUCCAAGGGAAGCAGAAGACGGGAGGGGAGGCAUUGACAUAGGUCAUAAAGCAUUGGAGUUUAAAAUCCCGCAGCCCUGCGGGUGCCACAUUCCUGACGGCGCCUUUUUGGCCUGUGAUGUUUAUCCUUAUAAUGUGAAUAAUGGCACUGACCAGUGCUUUUAAUGUAGAGUCCUAUAGUCGUGGGUGGUCUUGUGGUUGUGUGUCUGUUCCCAUCUUGAUUCCGGCUGGCGGGAUGGCCACUCCCCUCGCCUCAUUCCUGCGAGGAGUCUGCGCCCAUCCUGGUCAACAGCCCUGGGGUGACCUGGACAGAUAAAAUACCAGUCUCAUUGUCACCUCUGGGACCCCUCCUUGUCAGGGUCUCCUUCCUUCCCUUCCCACAGUGUUAUUGAUUACUUAAUCCCUCUCCGGUUUCCCUUUAGUUCUCUUCUACCCCUUUCCUGUUUUGGGGAGCACCUGUCUAAGACAGGGCUCACUUUUGCACUUAUCUCGAAUUUGAAGAGAUUGCUGAUGCCCGAGAGCCUCGCUUUUUUGCCCUUUUACCCCCUGAUCAGCAGGCUAGACAGAGACAUGUCUUGACUGUUUGUUGUCCACAAAUCUCCACUAUUUUCUCCACUUCAUUUUUCAGAAAGAAGCAACAGAGAGAGAUGUUGCUCUUUCACCUGGGUAUCUGGGUUCAUGACUUCCCAGCCCAGCCUCACUUCCCUUGCCCUUCCUCCUGCCUGUCCUGAGGAGUGGGGCCUCAUUGUGUCUCCCGUGCAUGCUUUGCAGGAUUGAGGUGUGGUGUGUUCACAUAGAUCUAGCAGUCCCCAGCUGAGUGAAUGGGAGAGUACAUGUGUGUUGCAUAAUGGCCAUGAUCCCCUUGAUAGGUGUUCUGGAUAUUUUUUUGGUGAGCCUUGUGUGUGUGUGUGCGUGCGUGUGUAUGUGUGUGUGUACAAACGUGUGUAUUCCUUUUAAUGAAGCUUUAUCAAACAUGUUCUGAUUUUGAGGUUUAGCAGUAGCUAGUUAUAGUGGGUGCCGCUGCAGUUUUUAUUUAGCAUGGGGAUUACACAGUGACCAGCACACUGGACUCCGAGGUGGUUCAGACAAGACAGAGAAGAGCAAUGGCCAUCGUCCUCGCCACAGGAGCUUCUUCGUUCCUUUGCACAUAGCCUGUACCUUAUGAAGAAUACACAAGAAAACUUUGUGACUGUCACUUGCUUUUUCCUUUUUCUGCACUUCAGUAACAAGUGUUGGCAAACAAGACUUUCUCCUGGCCCUGCCUGCUGGGGAUCAGCAUGAUUGUCCUCCAGUCAGAACCAUCCAUCUUUUCUUGCCUGAUGGAGGAGGGAGGUGGGCCAGGCAAAGGACAGAACUGGAGGCACUCCAUCUAGGGAAUGGGACCGUGGGGCCACACUUGUGAAACAUUUGGACUGCUAUUCUGGAGCUUUUAUUUCUGGUGUGUUCGUUGCCCAGCUGUUUGAAAUGUUUAAUAAAGCUUUAUAAACUUUA